AGAAACUCACCAGUCAAAACAACAGACACAGAAUCGACACUCAAUAUAACAACGUCACCUGUCAGUACAACAGGUACAUCAAACAGUAUACCAGCAUCAUUGGUCAGUACAACAAAUAUAACACCCUAUAUAACAACGUCACCUGUCAGUACAACAGGUACAUCAAACAGUAUACCAGCAUCAUUGGUCAGUACAACAAAUGGUCAGUACCCUAUAUAACAACAUCACCUGUCAGUACAACUGGUACAUCAAACAGUAUACCAGCAUCAUUGGUCAGUACAACAAAUAUAACACCCAAUAUAACAACCUCACCUGUCAGUACAACUGUUACAUCAAACAAUAUACCAGCAUCACCGGUCAGCACAACAACUACGACACACAAUAUAAUAAGCCCAACAGUCGGCGCAAAAAGUACAACAUCCUCACAAGUCCAAACAACACUCAAUAUAACAACCUCAGUGGUCAGUACAACACAGAUAACACUCAAUGAAACAACCCCACUGGUCAAUACAAUAGAUACAUCACACAAUUUAAUGACUUCAGUGGUCACUACGACACAUACAACACUAGAUAUGACAGCCCAGCCGGUCAUUACAGCAGAUACAACAGAAAAAAUAUCAACCUCAGUGGUCAGUACAAAACAUACAACACUUGAUUUAACAACUCAACCGGUUGAUACAGCAGAUACAACAGACAAAAUAACAACCUCAGUGAUCAGGACAACACAUACAACACUCGAUUUAGCAACUCAACCAGUCAAUACAGCAAUUACACCACACAAUAUAACAAUCUCACCUGUCAGCACAACAGCUACAUCAAGCAGUAUAGCAAACUCACCAGUCAAAACAACAGGUACAGAAUCGACACUCAAUAUAACAACCUCACCUGUCAGUACAACAGGUACAUCAAACAAUAUACCAACAUCACCAAUCAGUACAACAAAUAUGACACACAAUAUAAUAAUCCCACCAGUCAGCGCAAUAGGUACACCAUACAAUACAACAACCUCACCAGUCAGCACAACAGAUACAACACACAAUACAACAACCUCACCAGUCAGCACAACAGAUACAACACACAAUGUAACAACCUCACCAGUCAGCACAAUAGGUACCUCAAACAAUAUACCAACAUCACCAAUCAGUACAACAAAUAUGACACACAAUAUAAUAAUCCCACCAGUGAGUGCAACAGGUACACCAUACAAUAUAACAACCUCACCAGUCAGCACCACAGAUAGAACACACAAUAUAACAACCUCACCAGUCAGCACUACAGAUACAACACUCAAUAUAACAACCUCACCAGUCAGCACCACAGAUAGAACACACAAUAUAACAACCUCACCAGUCAGCACCACAGAUAGAACACACAAUAUAACAACCUCACCAGUCAGCACAACAGGUACCUCAAACAAUAUACCAACAUCACCAAUCAGUACAACAAAUAUUACACACAAUAUAAUUAUCCCACCAGUCAGCACAACAGGUACACCAUACAAUACAACAACCACACCAGUUAGCAAAACAGAUACAACACUCAAUAUCACAACCUCAUCAGUCAGCACAACAGGUACCUCAAACAAUAUAUCAACAUCACCAAUCAGUACAACAAAUAUGACACACAAUAUAAUAAUCCCACCAGUGAGUGCAACAGGUACACCAUACAAUACAACAACCUCACCAGUCAGCACAACAGAUACAACACACAAUAUAUCAACCUCACCAGUCAGCACAACAGGUGUCUCAAACAAUAUACCAACAUCACCAAUCAGUACAACAAAUAUGACACACAAUAUAAUAAUCCCACCAGUGAGUGCAACAGGUACACCAUACAAUACAACAACCUCACCAGUCAGCAAAACAGAUACAACACUCAAUAUAACAACCUCACCAGUCAGUACAACAGGUGCCUCAAACAAUAUACCAACAUCACCCAUCAGUACAACAAAUAUGACACACAAUAUAAUAAUCCCACCAGUGAGUGCAACAGGUACACCAUACAAUACAACAACCUCACCAGUCAGCACAACAGAUACAACACACAAUAUAACAACCUCACCAGUCAGCACAACAGGUGCCUCAAACAAUAUACCAACAUCACCAAUCAGUACAACAAAUAUGACACACAAUAUAAUAAUCCCACCAGUGAGUGCAACAGGUACACCAUACAAUACAACAACCUCACCAGUCAGCACAACAGAUACAACACACAAUAUAUCAACCUCACCAGUCAGUACAACAGAUACAACACUCAGUAUAACAACCUCACCAGUCAGCACAACAGGUGUCUCAAACAAUAUACCAACAUCACCAAUCAGUACAACAAAUAUGACACACAAUAUAAUAAUCCCACCAGUCAGCGCAACAGGUACACCAUAUAAUACAACAACCUCACCAGUCAGUACAACAGAUACAACACACAAUACAACAACUUCACCAGUCAGCACAAUAGGUACCUCAAACAAUAUACCAACAUCACCAGUCAGUAAAACAAAUAUGACACACAAUAUAACAACCCCACUAGUCAGUGCAACAGGUACACCUACAAUAUAACAACCUCACCAGUCAGUACAACAAAAACAACACUCAAUUUAACAACCUCACUGAUCCAUACAACAGAUACAGCACACAGUAUAACACCCUCACUGGUCCAUACAAUAGAUCCAACACACAAUAUAACAACCCCAGCCAAAAUAACAGAAACCACAUUCGAUACAACAAAUUCAUCGGCCAGUACAAGAGAUACAACACUCAAUGUAACAGCUGCACUGGUCCAUACAACAAGUACACCACAUAAUAUUACAACCUCUCCAGUCAAAACAACAGAAAUGACAAUCAACACAAGUACACCACACAAUGUACCACCAUUAUCAAUCAGUGCAACAAAUACAACACCUAAAAUAACAACUGCACCAGUUAGCACAACAGGCAUACCCAUUAUAACAACCUCAUUGGACAGUACAACAGAUAUAGCACUCAAUGUAACAACCCCACCGGUCAAUACAACAGUACAAAACUUAACAUAUUCAGUCAACACAACAGUCACACCACUCAACCUAACUGUCACAAGACUCAGUUCAACAAACCCUACAGUCAGUACAACAGCCACAUCAAUUGACACAACAGCUGCAACAGUCACAGCACUUGAUAAAACUACAACAACACUCAACACAUUAAUCAUGCCACUUAAUACAACAGGUAUGUCACUCAUUACAACAGCCAUGCCACCUUCUCAGGUGGAAACAACAACACCACCCAAUACAACAGCACAGAUAAGUAAAACUCUUACUACAACAGUUAGACCAUUAAAUGCAACAGCUGCACCUCACUUUUCUACUGCCGUGCCACUCAUCUCAACUGCACUACAUCAUACAAUAGUCACACCAUUCAAUACAACAGUGGAAGUUCCAAACUCAACUUUCACAUCUGAAAUUGUGGAAAAUGGGACACAAUCUAGCACAAAUAGUUCUCAAAUCUCUGGCACAGAGUCCACCACCACCACAACCUUUCUGCCAAAUACAACACUGUUUAACUUGACAGCACUAUUACACCUAAAUGCAACAACACCCCCAUUAAACACUACACAACACAGCACCACAUUCACAAUUCAUUUAAACACUACUGAACAAGACAUCACAACAGUAUUUAACACUACAUUAUUCAGUCACAAUGUAACAACUCUCAUAGAAAAUAGGACAGAUUUAUCAAUACCUAAUGUAACAGAGGUUAACGUAACACUUAAAAUUACUACGAACCACAAAAACACAGCACAUCUAAACGUGAGCUCUCCUGUCUUAAAUACCACAACACAAUACCCACAUGUUACACAAUAUAACACAACCACUCUAUUUGAAAAUGCAACACACUCAAAUAAUACAAGCCUAGCCCACACUACAGAAUCACCAAGUAACGUAAAUGAAUCAAACACAACUCAACCUCUUGAAAGUACAUCUGAAUUAAAUACAACAGCCAUUUCGUAUUACACAACACAACUUCUGAAUGUUUCGACAGUGGAGACCACAGAUGCUGAAACUGAUACCACUACAGAUACACUAGAAUUUAAUACUACAAUGUAUUCAUUUAACUUCACAACUUUUAAUACAACUGAUGUCACUUAUUCCAACACAACAGACUCUCUGUUCAAUACAACUCAAUCAAAUACAACAGCCUUUACAAUCAACAUAACCUUGUUUAACACAACAGAUGCGCCACUGAAUGAAACCAAUUUCAAUGGGACUGAUGUCAAUCGUAGCAUCAACUCAACUGAGACCUCCAAUAUCACAUUGGAAUUUAAUACAACUGUUAGCCCUACAGUUAAUGUAACACAGUUUGACAUCACAAAUACAACACAGAUGCAUACAACAACCUUUCCAACAACAGAAAAUAUUACCAGUGGGCCAACCAACUCCACUUUAGAGCCUGUCACAACAGUUAGUCUUCUUAACACAACACAGUCAAAUGGCACAAUAGAAAAUGCAUUUACUGAAAAUAUAAUCACUAACACAACUACAACAAUCAAUCCAAUUAACAUUCCAAACAACAUACCAACAAAUACUACCGUUAUUAGCAUUGUCACAAAUAGCAGUACAGCUCCCACAACUGCUCCAUCAGUGAUACAUCCAAGCUCUCCUCAGAACAGCUCCACUUCCACAGCAGAAGCUCCAAUUAUUGCUCCAACUCCAACGACUAGCAAAAGCAACACAACAACAUUCACUACACUUCCAGCUGUGCCAACAACACCAGCCACUACCAUGGCAACUACUACAGGAGCAACAACUAAAAGCCCAGAUGCAGUGGCUAGCGAUCUUCUGAACAAAACACAGAAUUUGGCAUCUUUAAACUCAACUGAGGUCAAUCAGCUGGUCAACCAGUUAGAAAAUCUUAUCUCCGCACCCAAUAUUAGUCUGGAUCUAGGCCGAACAGUACUGUCCGUCAUCAACAACUUUCUAAACAGCUCUACAGAUACUGUGGCUGCCUCCUCAAACCGUUAAUCAAAGCUGUGGAUAACUUGGGUCUGAAACUUGUGAUUCGGGACCAGACCGAAAACAUCGUAUUUGAUUCACUUGCUUUGACUGUGACCAAAGUUGAUGGGACCAACUUUGGGAAAACAUCAUUCACAAUUGCAGA
This is a messenger RNA of Cyprinus carpio (common carp), 5129 nucleotides long. RefSeq names its product mucin-5AC-like. The coding region runs from base 2831 to 4993 and encodes 720 amino acids. Lineage: Eukaryota; Metazoa; Chordata; Actinopteri; Cypriniformes; Cyprinidae. The record is from RefSeq and is a predicted model, not a curated record. The transcript has 4 exons.